Messenger RNA from Camelina sativa (false flax), 1140 nucleotides. The record is from RefSeq and is a predicted model, not a curated record. NCBI's taxonomy places the organism in Eukaryota, Viridiplantae, Streptophyta, Magnoliopsida, Brassicales, Brassicaceae.
AUUAAGACUUAUACUCUCUCAUUUAUAUAAUACUAAGCUUUAUUUCUUACAUUAUGGUUUUUAUUAAUCUGUUAACUACUUGUUACUUUGCAGGCAGAACUAUUACUCGAAGAGCUUCGAAUAAUAUCGUGCUACGAUCUCAUUGAGCGCUUCUGCGAUUGUAUCUCUGAAAAUCUCCCACUAAUGCUGAAGAAAAGGGAGUGUCCUGAAGAAUGUAGAGAAGCUGUUUCCUCUUUGAUAUAUGCAACGGCGUGGGUUCCUGAUGUUCCUGAACUUAAGGAUCUUAGAGCCGUGUUUACGAAAAGAUUUGGAAAUUUCACAGCUUCAUCUGUAAAUCAUGAGCUAGUUGAGAAAACUGGAUCGAGAAGACUACCUUCACGGGAGCUCAAGUUUCAGACUUUGAAAGAUAUUGCGAAUGAGUUUUCCAUUAACUGGGAUCCUACAGCUCUGAAACUGAUGCUGCUCACAGAGACUUCAGCUCUGCAGAUUGAAGGGAAGAUGGAGACAGGAGCUGACGGUCCGAAGAUUGAAAGAGAGAAAAGUAUCAUAGAUGAUCAAAGCGAGGACGAAUCGGUUCUUUCAGAGAGUACUUGGAGAGGAGAUUUAUUGUCCAAAGGCAGUUUUAGUUCUAGUUCUAGUUCAAGCUCGAGCCCGAGUUCUCUAAGAAGAGAAUCUGUAAGGAAGAAGAAGAAGAGGAAGGAGAUUUUACCUUACGGAAUAAUCUCUCCUACAUACAAUGAUGAGAAAACACAGGAGGAGAAAGAAGAGUGAAAGAGUAUUGAUCAAGAAAACUCAAGGUUUCUUGGAAUACAAGGCAGUAAGAGUCUCACAAGCACAAGCAAUAACGAAGUUUCCACAACAAGAGAGAACGAGAGAACGUCAUCGUUUCAGAGUCCAAAGCUCCUGGAUUAUGAUGACGUUGUCGCUCGUCUUGCAGCUAUGCGCCGGAGAUAAGAACGUACUAAUUUAAUAAGGGUUUCUUAGUUCUCGUAGUUAAAACUAGUACUUACUAAUUUUACUAAUUAGAAUUUUCGUUGAAUAUGUAAUUAUCCUUAUGACUUUGUUCGUUGUAAUUAGUCCAGUAGUUGAAUCUUUUCACAGAAAAAAAGUUGAAAGUUUAAUGAUAAAAUUGUUAUCAAA